This is a messenger RNA of Lactuca saligna, 1935 nucleotides long. The record is from the annotation of a GenBank genome assembly. NCBI's taxonomy places the organism in Eukaryota, Viridiplantae, Streptophyta, Magnoliopsida, Asterales, Asteraceae.
AUGCCUUCUUAUUAUCUUCCCUACCACUCACAUUCUCAGAAUUCCAUAUAUCUACACUUUCAGUUGCAGGGUAUCUAUCUCCACUUAUAUAUACAUAUUUACAAAAUGGGUCUGAAGAAGGAAAUGACAGAAGAAAUCCCAGCUUUAAAUCUUAAAGUAUGGCACCUUAUAGCAAUAUUCGUAGCAUUAUCUAUCGUUAUUGUUCUUUCAUUACUUUGGUGUUACACCUUUUCAAAAAAGAAAUCCAAGAACAUAAAAGACAGGAGGCUUCCAAUUACUCAAAAGCCAACUGUCGUAUCAGCAGAGAUCAAAGACAUAAGAGUUGACCAAAAUUCAGCUAACACAUUAACAGGCCAAGACGCAAAUCCAAAUUCUCACACUUUGUGGGACAAGUUCAGUGACAAAGAUAAAGAUUCAGACAAGCUUUUAACACGUCCAAGUGUUGAUAAGAGUAAAUUCGGUGAUAACAGCAGUCAAUCGGGAUCUUUUAAUCAUUUAGAUAAAGAAGAAAUGGGUCUUGAUUCAGGUGAAAAGGGAAGAUCUUCUUCACAUCCCAUGAGUGGUUCUUCUCCAUUAUCUGGUUUACCUGAGUUUUCUCACCUUGGUUGGGGUCAUUGGUUUACUUUGAGGGAUUUAGAGGUUGCAACAAAUCGGUUUUCAAAAGAUAAUGUCGUUGGUGAAGGUGGGUAUGGGGUUGUGUAUCGUGGUCAUCUUGUUAAUGGGUCUCCUGUUGCUAUCAAGAAGAUUCUCAAUAACGUAGGACAAGCAGAAAAGGAGUUUAGAGUUGAAGUUGAAGCAAUUGGUCAUGUUCGCCAUAAAAAUUUAGUCAGACUCCUUGGCUAUUGCAUUGAAGGAACCCACCGGUUGUUGGUUUACGAGUAUGUGAACAAUGGUAAUUUAGAGCAAUGGCUUCAUGGGGCGAUGCGACAGCAUGGAUAUCUUACUUGGGAGGCUCGUAUGAAAGUUAUUCUUGGGACUGCAAAGGCCCUGUCAUACUUACACGAAGCGAUCGAGCCGAAAGUGGUGCACCGAGAUAUCAAAUCCAGCAAUAUACUUUUAGACGAUGAAUUCAAUGCUAAAUUGUCGGAUUUUGGACUUGCCAAGUUAUUGGGUGCUGGGAAAAGUCAUAUCACAACCAGAGUGAUGGGUACUUUCGGGUAUGUAGCUCCAGAGUAUGCAAAUAGCGGGCUUUUGAAUGAGAAGAGUGAUGUUUAUAGUUUUGGGGUUUUACUUUUGGAAGCGAUUACAGGAAGAGAUCCAGUAGACUAUGGUCGUCCAGCAGAUGAGGUGAAUUUGGUGGAUUGGUUGAAAAUGAUGGUGGGAAACAGGAGGUCAGAAGAGGUGGUUGACCCUAAUAUUGGUACCAGACCAUCAAGAACCGCGCUUAAACGGGCUCUUUUGACCGCUUUGAGAUGUGUUGACCCUGAUUCUGAGAAGAGACUUACAAUGGGCGAGGUCGUGCGCAUGCUUGAAUCUGAAGACUAUCCCUUAACACGACAGGGGCGAAGGCGGCGUAGGAGUCAAGCAAAUGCUCAAGAACCGGAGUCACAGACUGAGAACUCGGAUGCAGAAAAGGGUACCAAAUAAAACUUUGAAGCCAUUUGCGGAAGCUCACAAGUACAAAAAUUAUGGAAAACGCAGAAGAACAUGAUUCAUAAAUUGAAACCUAAUACAAAACACACGUCCUUUUGUGUCAUUUUACGUGUAGAUGUCGUUGGAGAGAUUGAUUUGUGUAUGAAGAAGAAAAUCAGAUUUAAAAGAUUUACUUGUUUGUGUGUGUACAGUUUCAUUGUAUUGGUGUGAUCAAUAUUAGAUUGGCAUGACCAUAGUUUUUUGUAGUAUGAUUUUUGAUGCAAUAUUUCCUUCUGCCAACAAAGAUUAAUGGAUUUCUUUAUACAAUAUAAAUUUCAUUCUAUUAUUUUAUAUGGAUAUGGA